AUGGCUAAAUGGGUAUUUAAUGGUAGAGAAAGAGAGUCAUUAACAACGGCUAGGAAGUGGACUAAAUUGAUGGACUUCCUUUGGGGAUUUUUGUCUUCUAUUUCAAGAGAUUUGACGUGCGGAGUAGUGAAUCAACUACGUUAUCCUUGUUGCUUCAACAAAUUUGUUGAUGAACUUGAAAAAGAAGGCGACAAUUUGAUUGCCAUAAGAAACACCGUCCAAGACCGUAAAGCACACGCCCAGAAACAAGCGAGAAAGUAUACUGAAGUGGUUGAAAAGUGGCUGAAUGAUGCUAACCAUAAUGUAGAAAAAAUGAAUCAAUUGCUAACAAAGGCAAGAACCAAAAAGACUUGCUGUUUUGGGCUUUGUUCAAAUUGGAUUUGGAGAUACCAGUUAGGAAAGAAGUUAGCAAGUAAAAAAGAGGAGCUUAAAGAAUGCACUGAAAAAGGUAGACCAUAUAUACAAAUUGAACGCACUGCUACGCUUGCUUCCAGUACGCUUGGUUUUCUCUCAGAAAAUUGUUUGAAUUUUGAGAGUAGAAAAUCUGCUAAUGAACAGUUGAUGGAGGCACUGAAAAAUGAUCAGGUUGGCAUCAUUGGAUUGUUUGGGAUGGGUGGUUGUGGUAAAACCACUUUGGCAAUGGAAGUUGGGAGGAUAGCAGAAGCAGAACAUCUCUUUGACAAAGUGCUCUUUGUGCCUGUCUCUAAAACGGUAGAAGUUCGAAGGAUCCAAGAAAAAAUUGCAAGCCAACUUCAGUAUACAUUUCCAGAAAAUGAAGAAAUUGAGAGAGCUCAACGCUUAUCCGAUAGAUUAAAACAAGAAAAAAGGAUUCUUGUGAUUCUAGAUGAUGUGUGGCAGAGGCUUAAUUUUAGAGCCAUAGGGAUUCCCUCUCAUGAAGAUCAUAAAGGUUGUAAGGUUCUCAUCACCACUAGAUUUGAAAAUGUUUGUCAAGGAAUGAAUUGUCAAAGAACAGUUCCAUUACAAAUAUUGAGCAAUGCCGAAGGGUGGAUUCUUUUCCGACAGCAAGCAAAUAUACAUGAAGAAGCUUCCAUUCCCUUGAAAUUGGCAAGAGACAUCUCAGAUGAAUGCAAAGGAUUGCCUGUUGCCAUUGCAGCUGUGGCUGGCUCUUUGAAAGGCAAGGAUGAAGCUGAUUGGAAGGUAGCUUUGAAUAGAUUGAGAAAUUCGAUACCAGUGAACAUCGAAGAAGGUUUGCAAAAUCCUUACAAGUGCCUCCAAUUAAGCUAUGAUUAUUUGGACACUGAAGAAACCAAGUCACUCUUAUUGUUGUGUUCUGCAUACCCUGAUGAUUAUGAAAUACCAGUUGAGGAAUUAAUCAGAUAUGGUAUAGGUCUAGGCUUAAGUGGAGAAGUUGGCUCAUAUGAUGCAAAAAGGAAUGAGGGAACUGCAGCUAUAAAGAAGCUCAUCAGUUCUUGUUUGUUGAUAGCUGUUGAUCCAGGGUAUCAUGUCAAAGUGCAUGACUUAGUUCGUGAUGUAGUCCAAUGGAUUGCGAAGCAUGGGAAUAAAGAUGUGAAUGAAUACACUCCACCAAGAUACCUAUGGUGUGAGGAAUUUCCAAAUGAACUUGACUGUUCCAAUCUUGAAUUCAUAAGGACAGAAACAAACGUGGAAGCAUUGGAUGAAAUAUUCAGAAGAAUGAGAAAACUCAAAGUUUUGAUUCUCGAAUGCAAGUGGUCCCCGAAGCCAAUGUCGAUGAUGUUAUUCAAAUCGUUGACAAAUCUUCGUUAUCUAGCCCUUCAAAACUGGGAAUUACGGGACAUCUCAAUUGCAGAAGAUAAAUGGAAUCUUGAAGGUCUUGCAUUGAUUAGGUGCUCAUUCCCUAGAUUGUUAGACGAUGUUUCAGCUAAAGAAUUGACAAACUUGAAAUUGUUAGAGAUAAAACGUUGUGGGAUGGCAUGGAGUUAUUUUGAAGUGAUCCUGAGACUACCACAACUGGAAGAAUUGUACAUCGUAGACAAUAGAAUAAAUAGUGUUGUUUGCUCUGAAAACUCUGACAAGUUCGUUUUUCCCCAGAGACUGCAACGGUAUGACAUCCGAUUUGGAGGAGACCAUUUGGGUGCAUCUAUUUGCACUCUUGACCGAGCUUUGUUGGUAUAUGAAUUUCACAUGUUGAAUGAAAUUAUCAAGGGCUUUGCCAGAAAAGCAGAGAAUUUGCAUCUGGAUUGGAUGAUGGGAUGUGAGAAAAAUAUCAUCCCUGACAUAUUGGGAACAGAAAGAGGAAGCAUGAAUGGGUUGAAACAGCUUGCGGUGUCUUCUUGCAACCAAAUAGAGUGCUUGGUUGAAAACAACAAGCAGGAGAUAGGCAAUGUCUUUUCCAAUCUGAUUUGCUUAGAAGUUGCAGCUAUGGAGCAGCUAAGAACCCUAUGUCACGGUCAUUUGCCUUUCAGCGGGUCUUUUGAGAAAUUAGAAUGGCUGCAUAUAUAUUUAUGCCCAAAACUAACUUGUUUAUUUGCUCUAAAUGAGGUACAAUUGGAAGAAUUAGAACUAUCAAGAUAUGGUCAGAGUCAAAAUGAAUUCAAGCGCCAGCUUCCUCUGCAAUUCAAUUUCUUCCAAAAUCUUAAAGGAGUUAGGGUAGAUUCUUGUAGAGAAUUGAAAUACUUAUUCUCAAUCUGCAUGGAAGGAGACUUAUCUCAAUUGAAAGAGUCAGAAUUAGAUGAAAUCAUGGAGGACGAGAAGCGUCAACUUUUUUCAAAUCCUCAUUUGGAAUCUAAUCAAUAUCAAAAUUUGCGAGCAAGUACUCCUACUCCACCAACAUCAUCCUUUGCCACCAACCACCGAGGAUUAUUCUCACUGUCAUCGCUUCGAGUACUUCAAAUAUGCUCAUGUCCAAAGUUGGGCUCUUUAUUUACAUCAUCCAUUGCUAAAACCUUGAUCUCGUUAGAAAUAUUGGAAUUAGUUGGAUGUGAUGAAUUGAAAAACUUAAUAGACAUUGACCAUGACCGGGAGAGUUGGGAUGCUGUCUUCCCAAAAUUGAAAGAGCUCACUGUUCUAAUCAUCAAGAAAGCCUCUGAGUUAGAAGAACUGAUCGGAAAAGGUGACGUGACAGGGAAUGUGCAACUUAAGCUUCCAAAGCUGAAUGCUUUGAUAUUUUGGAAAUUGACAAAAUUUCGCCAAGAUAUUGAAUCACAUGUUGAGAUGGAUCGUGUUGUCCAUGAUUGUCCAAAUCUCUCGUUGACUUCAACUGCCAUUCUUGAGGAGCUCUUGCCAAAAAUGAAAGAUGAUGUACAAAGAGAGUUUAAUCUCUCAGACCAGAUACUGCAUUUCUUUUUUCCUACAAGUUCACCGCGUGAGGAGUUUACGUCGGGAGACACUGGCAUUGAAGAUCUGAGCGAAGCCUCUGUAGGAGAUGACCCUAAAUCUCGAAGAGCAUCAGGAAGUGGGUCGCCUUCUUCACAAAGGUCGGAUCCUAUGCCAGAAAACACUUCUCAACUUCAAAUGAACCAAGAAGAUCCAACAACAUCCAUUAAUGAAUUGCCUUCUGCCUCACACAAGUUCUUUGAAUCAGAGAGAGAAAGAAAAAGAAUACCACACUUGCAACAGUUGGAUAAAAAAUUGUCACCCAUUUCCUCCCCAAACUUGAUAGAGUGUAUUAAGGAAGCAGAGACAAUUGGAGAAGUUUUGGCACCAGGGAAACCAACAACAACUACUCCUGUGUACAAAGUACAUUCGCAUUUAAGUUUGGCUUAAACUAGAUUUUUCGAUAGAACGACUAAUUCAUUUCACGUUUGUUUAAUAUGUCAAAUAGGAGUUGGUGGAUGAAGGCACUGAACCUGGUUGCUUGGACCAAAAACAUGCGCUUGGAGAAGCAAUCGUAACAACUGAAAAUGCUCAAACGACUGUCAUAACGCAUGUACAUUAUUAUAAGACAGUGGUCCAUCCAAAACUAUAAUUUUAAAUUAAACAUCUCAAACAUUUUUUUUCCACUUGUGAUGAGCAGAGUAUUAAGGACGAAGGAAAGAAAGGCAUCCAAGACGAGCAAGAAUCGAAUGGAGAUAAAAUAAAAACUUUGUCAACUGAGUCUAUGGACAACGUUUCUAAUGAUAAUGUUGGGGUUCUUCCAGAUACUUCGUUGAUGAUUGCAGAAUUAGGAGCAUAUAAGCACCUUGUUGAUCUUGAUGAUGCACAAUUUGCUUUGCUGGCGGAGGGAAUAACAGUGUAUCCUAAUCUUUGGAAUAUCCGUGAACAGAUCAGUGAGCGCUUGAAAGCUUUGAAGUUGAAAACUUUAGUGGAUAUACUGGCAUUCCUCAAAAACGAGAGUGCAGUCAGUGUUACUCCUCAGAAGGAAAAGGAGUUCUAUAUACUAUGCAAUGAUGCUAUUCAACUUGGAUUUGAGAGGUCAUGGAUUGAUGAAAUGCGUGGACGAGUUGCAGAAAGGGACCCAAAGCUGAGCCAUGCACAGGCACGAAUCAGUGAGCUUCUUAAUAGGCAUGACGAAUUGACUCGAGAACUUUGCAUGAUACAGAAUGAACUCAAGAGUCUUAAUGACUUUGUCGACCAGACAAAAUGUUUCCAUUUUUUGUGAUUUGAAAGUCCUUCUGGUUGUGUGAAUUUUAUAUCUGUCUUAAUGACUGUUCUUUGGGCAAGAGAUUUAACUCUGCUAUGUAGCCUUCUGUGACAAUUAUUAUUAUUAUUAUCCAUUGGCUGGAACAGUUUAG
Messenger RNA from Abrus precatorius (Indian licorice), 4673 nucleotides. Its product is annotated as probable disease resistance protein At4g27220. Gene Ontology annotation, molecular function: ADP binding. Bases 1 to 3705 code for a protein of 1234 amino acids. Lineage: Eukaryota; Viridiplantae; Streptophyta; Magnoliopsida; Fabales; Fabaceae. The transcript has 8 exons. The record is from RefSeq and is a predicted model, not a curated record.